GGAGAAAAGAUAAGAAUAGAGUAUGAAAAGAAAGUUACACAGCUCAGACUUCACGAUGACAAAGGGGAGGAUCCUCAUCUGGUUGAUGCUACAAGGACUGCAAUAAAAAGCUUACAAACAAGAAUUAAGGUUGCAAUGCAAGUAGUUGAUUCAAUUUCCAGGAGAAUACAUAUGUUGAGGGAUGAAGAGUUGCAGCCACAAGUUGUAGAGUUAAUACAAGGGUUCAUGAGAAUGUGGAAGGUAAUGCUCGAAUGUCAUCAAAGACAAAAUAAGAUUAUUGCAGUAGCUAAAUCUCUAGGUCAUGUUGGUGCUAGUAAUGUAUCCGAUGAAAUGCAUCUAAAGGCAACUAUACACCUAGAAUUUGAACUUCAAAAUUGGCAUGCAUGUUUCAGCAAUUGGGUUAAAGCCCAGAGGGCUUAUGUUCAAGCUUUGAAUGGGUGGCUUUUGAAGUGCCUUCAUCAAGAGCCCGAGUUAACUUCUGAUGGACUUGCACCAUUCUCCCCUCGCAGGGUUGGUGCUCCCCCUGUGUUUGUCAUUUGCAAUGAUUGGUCUCAAGCAUUUAAUAAUAUACCAGAAAGUGAAGUUGUUAAUGCCAUAGAAAAAUUUGCAGCGGCUGUGAAACAAGUGUGGGAACAUCAGGAUGAGGAGCAGCGUCUGAAGAGUAAAGCUGAGUUUCUUGAAAAGGAUUUAGCUGGAAGGGCUCAUUUAGUGGAAAAAAUGGAAAGCAGAUUGCAUGAACCUCAAUCUUCGUCCGAUAAAAAACUUGAAUCAGAUAUAGGACAAGCUAGUGCUGGUUUGACUGAACAAAAAAAUUCUAUAGAUUCUUUUAGGAAACAAGUGGUGAGCUGCGUGGCUUUUGGGAGCUAUGUUAAAACAAAACAGAUUCAUGUAAAUGCAAAACCUCCUCCCCACAUGGAAUCUCUGGCUGCAGGAACAACAAAUGAUUAA
Messenger RNA from Cryptomeria japonica (Japanese cedar), 948 nucleotides. Its product is annotated as protein ALTERED PHOSPHATE STARVATION RESPONSE 1-like. Lineage: Eukaryota; Viridiplantae; Streptophyta; Pinopsida; Cupressales; Cupressaceae. The coding region runs from base 136 to 948 and encodes 270 amino acids. The record is from RefSeq and is a predicted model, not a curated record. The transcript has a single exon.